Molecule: messenger RNA, 6080 nt
Organism: Anarrhichthys ocellatus (wolf-eel)
Lineage: Eukaryota; Metazoa; Chordata; Actinopteri; Perciformes; Anarhichadidae
Product: ephrin type-B receptor 4b-like
Exons: 23
Coding region: 1-4362 (1453 amino acids)
Biological process (GO): ephrin receptor signaling pathway; protein phosphorylation; axon guidance
Cellular component (GO): plasma membrane; dendrite
Molecular function (GO): ATP binding; transmembrane-ephrin receptor activity; protein binding
Source: RefSeq, a predicted model, not a curated record
AUGACGACUGACCCGAUUGAAAUGAGACAACAUGCCGUAAGCUUCUACAGCGCCCUCUUCAGGAAGGAGGACAACCACAUAGAGAGUGUUGACGAGCUGCUUCAGGACCUUCCUCAGCUGGGCCCCGAGGACAGAGCUGUCCUGGACGCCAACAUCUCCCUGGAGGAGCUGACCGCUGCUGUGGGUCAGAUGGCUGCUGGGAGAGCUCCUGGACUGGACGGACUGCCUGCGGACUUCUAUAAACACUUCUGGAAGUGUUUGGGAGCCGACCUGUGGGAGGUGCUGCAGGAGUGUUCACAGCGGCCCUCGCUGGUGGUGUCAGCAUAUGCUGAUGAUAUUUAUGUGUUCGUCAAAGACCAGAGUGAUAUCCAGUUCCUAGGUAACAGUUUAGAUUUGUUUGAGAGGGCAUCUUCAGCAAAGGGCCUGAUUAAAGACAUCCAGAGGGCAGUUGUGGACUUCUUCUGGUCAGGGCUUCACUGGCUGAGAUCUGCGGUGCUGUACCUGCCGGUCCAGGAGGGAGGGCAGGGCCUGGUGGACAUCGCAUCACAAAUCACAGCCUUCAGACUGCAGACAGCUCAGAGACUGCUGUACAGCUUCGGCCUGCCAUGGACUGAUACUGCCUGUGUGCUGCUGAGGAGGGCCGGACGCUUAUGUUAUGACAAACACCUGUUCCUGCUCCAGCCCCAGUCAGUGGAUUUAACUGGUCUGACACCGUUCUAUCAGUCCGUCUUACAGGCGUGGCAGGUUUUUACAGUCCAUCGGAGAGCUGUGACGACACCAGGGAUGUGGCUCUUUGAGGAGCCGCUUUUUGGAAGCAGCUACUUCACAUCCCAGGUCCUGACGUCCGUCAGCCUGAGAUCCAGACUGAGAGAGGCUGGCUGUGUGAAGCUGGGUCAUCUGAUGAAGACCUCCGUCCCUCAACUAGCGGAGCUGAUCAACAUCCGGUCCAGCAGGCUGCUGCUCAGGCUGGUGGAGGAGGUCUGUGCUUCCCUACCAGAAGUCCUCAGAGCGUUUGUUGGAGACCGUACACUAUCUGACCAAUGGGACGAUGAAUGUGAGUAUGUCUUCCCACCCCUGGCUGUCUGUCCUGCUGUGGGACAGUGGGAGGAUGAGGAGGACAUCCUGCUGUCUCUAAAGACACCCCAGUUGGGGGACUUUGAGACUCUGGGGAGGAAAGCAGCGUAUCAGGUCAGUGUGAAGGUCUCUAACUUGCGCUCUCUGGCAGGAGUGAGGGUGUCGAGGUGGACCGAGUUUUUUUGCAGGGGAUCCUCCCCAAGGGGCUGUUGGCGGUCCCUGUACAAACCCCCUGUAGACAAACGGACAGGAGACCUCCAGUGGAGGAUUUUACAUGGGGCCAUAGCUACAAACAGGUAUCUGGUGCACCUGGAUCCUGGCUCAGGGGACAGCUGUCCUUUCUGCUCGUUGACAGAAACCGUCCACCAUCUGUUCGUUGAGUGCUCCAGACUGGUACCUGUCUGUCUCUCAGAGGUUCUGGUGAACACCAAGUUGGAAACGUCGGACCUUCGAUGGACGAACCAUCCGGCUGAAGAUUCUCAGUGGGAGGAGCUCAGCGGAGUGGACGACGAGUCGAACAGCGUGAGGACCUAUGAGAUCUGCACCCGGAACAGUCCGUCCUCCUAUUGGCUGAGGACACGGUGGAUCCCCAGAGGGGCGGCGACCACGCUCUACGUGGAGAUCAGGUUCACGAUGGUGGAGUGUGCCAGUCUGAACAGCCGUCACUGUAAGGAGACCUUCAACCUGUACUACUACCUGUCAGACAGCGAUGAGGCCACCCCCACCCACCCGUCCUGGAUGGAGAACCCGUACACUAAGGUGUCCACGGUGGCGGCGGACCACCUGAUGACGAGAGGAGAACGUCGCUCCAACGUGAAGGUUCUGCGUCUGGAGCCCCUGAAGGGGGCGGGGCUCUACCUGGCGUUCCGUAGUGAGGGCGCCUGCAUGGCGCUGCUCUCUGUACGCGUCUUCUACAGGAAGUGCCCCCCCCUCCAGCGAGCCUUCGCCUCGUUCCCCGAAACCGUCCCCCACUCAUUGGUGGAGCAGGCUCAGGGUGUGUGUGUGGAGAACGCUGUGACUCCGCCCGGAGAGCAGUCUCGACCUCCCAGCAUGCUUUGCGGUGAGGAUGGGCAGUGGGUGGGGCAGCCCACGUCCAGCUGUGCCUGUCGCCCCGGAUACGAGGCGGGUGAGACCGAUGUGCGCUGUCGAGCGUGUCCCUCGGGUCAGUUUAAGGCGGGUUCAGGACCCGGUGUGUGUGGACCGUGUCCCGACCGGAGCAACACUCUGAUCCCAGGCUCCGCCUACUGCCUCUGUCACCAUGGUUAUCACCGAGCCGACUCUGACCCGCCGCACGCCUCCUGCACACGCCCCCCCUCCUCCCCCCGCUCCAUCGUGAGCCAGAUCAACGACUCAUCGGUGACUCUGGAGUGGAGCGAGCCUCUGGACCGGGGGGGACGAGCAGACCUGGUCUACAGAGUCCUCUGCUCCAUCUGUGGGACCGCAUCUAAGGCAUUGGUUGGUUCCUGUUCCCCGUGUGAUGACAGCGUUCUGUACCGUCCGGCUCAGCGUGGUCUGACUCAGCGCCGUGUCACCGUGUGGGGACUCCGCCCACAAACCAAGUACACCUUCACCGUCCAAUCACUGAGCGGAGUCUCUGCUCUCAGCCAAUCAGAGCCGGCCUCGGACAGAGUCAACGUCACCACCAGCAGAGACGUUCCUCUUCCAGUCUCCGGUCUAAAGAGGGUGGCGGCCUCAGAGUCCAGUUUGUCUCUAGAGUGGAACGUUCCGGUUCUACAGAACCAGUUCAUCGUACUGGACUACCAGCUACGCUACAGCCCCAAGGAGGGGGAGGGGGCGGGGCAGUGGCAGUACGUCUCCAGCAGGUCUUCUUCUGUGGUGGUUUCUGGGCUCCAGAGGGCCGUGAGGUAUCAGGUUCAGGUCAGAGCUCGAUCACAGGCCGGAUACGGAUCCUUCAGUCCGGAGGGGAGCUUCAACACACUACCUGAUGGUGUUGGUUCUCACCUGGUGGUGACGGCAGUUCUCGUCUCCAUGGGGAUUCUGAUGCUCAUCACCACGGCGAUACUGGCUCUGUACUGCUACCGCAGGAGAGUGAAGGACUCUGAACAGAGUGAUAAAAGUGGACACUACCAGAUGGGACAGACGAUGAAGGUGUACAUCGACCCGUUUACGUACGAGGACCCAAACGAGGCGGUGAGAGAGUUCACCAAAGAGAUCGAGGCGUCUUUUGUGAAGAUCGAGGAAGUGAUCGGAGCAGGUGAGUUCGGCGAGGUGUGUCGAGGUCGGCUGAGGGUCCCGGGCAGGAAGGAGAACUACGUGGCGAUCAAGACGCUGAAGGGCGGCUACACUGACAAACAGAGGCGGGACUUCCUGUCGGAGGCAUCCAUCAUGGGUCAGUUCCAGCACCCCAACAUCAUCCACCUGGAGGGCGUCAUUACCACUUCCUGUCCCGUCAUGAUCCUCACUGAGUUCAUGGAGAACGGAGCGCUGGACAGUUUCCUGAGGGUGAAUGACGGACAGUUCACCACCAUCCAGCUGGUGGGGAUGCUGAGGGGCAUCGCAGCCGGCAUGAAGUACCUGUCUGUCAUGAGCUUCGUCCACAGAGACCUGGCAGCUCGAAACAUCCUGGUCAACUCCAACCUGGUCUGUAAGGUGUCAGACUUUGGUCUCAGCAGGUUCCUGACUGAGAACUCUUCUGACCCAACGUACACCAGCUCUCUGGGAGGAAAGAUUCCUAUUCGCUGGACGGCUCCUGAAGCCAUCGCCUACAGGAAGUUCACGUCAGCCAGUGAUGGGUGGAGCUACGGCAUCGUCAUGUGGGAGGUGAUGUCAUACGGAGAGCGGCCAUAUUGGGACAUGAGCAACCAGGACGUGAUUAACGCCAUAGAGCAGGACUACCGUCUCCCUCCCCCCCCAGAGUGCCCCGCCUCCCUCCACUCCCUCAUGUUGGACUGUUGGCAGAAGGAACGAGCCAAUCGGCCGAGGUUCUGCGACGUGGUCUCUGCUCUCGAUAGGCUGAUCCGAAACCCUGCCUCCCUGAAGGUGACGCUCCCAGAGGGCCGCAGUGUGUCUCAGCCCCUGUUGGACCAGCGUCUCCCCCCGUCUCUCUCGUCCUGUGGUUCUGUCUCUGAGUGGCUUCGAGCCAUAAAGAUGGAGCGAUACGAGCCGAGCUUCCUCCAGUCGGGGUUCACGAGUCUGGAGGUCGUCUCUCAGCUCAACACCGACGACCUGCUCAGAGUGGGCGUGACCCUCGCCGGACACCAGAAGAAGAUCCUCUCCUCCAUCCAGACGUUCAGGGUACACAAAGCCCCGCCCACUCUGCUCUACUGACCAAUCCCAGCCCUGCCUUCGUACUGUCCAAAAAAACCACUACAUUCAGGAGGACGCUGAGCCACGCCCACUUGUUUUUUUAACCACUGAACAUUUUGACCAAUCAGAGCGAGCACGAAGGACCGGUGAGACUCCGCCUCCUUGGUGGUCGGACCAAUGAGACUGUGACGUUUAAGAAGCACAAAACAACGUACGGUUACUGUCCUCUCUGUACGCUUAAUUAUGUUUGAGUCCGGUGCAACAGCACUCCGCCCUUCUUAAUCCCACCAAUCAGAGUUCACCACAGCGAGCACCUGGUUGGUCGACUCUCAGGUGCUGCCAGACCUCCACCACUCAGGUAAACCUAAGCUCCUCCUCCUUGGCCAGGUGUUUUUAUAAUCAUGCUUCGAACCCUGGACUCACCGACCAAUCGGCAUCUGACACAGUAGGGACGUCGGUCUCUUAUUGGACAGAGAGGUGUUUUAACGGCUCCCCCUUUGGCCCUGCUGUUAUCGCCCCGCCCACUUCAUGAAAGCACAGCUGGGAUUGGUUCCCCUGAAUUCUGACCUCUACUGGAUUCUAUUAAACAAACAAAACCCUUUUACCGGAUCAGCUGAUGAUCAAAACAAACCGCUGCCACUACGACUGCAGAGAACCGAGAGAACCCCGGGAUGGACCGAAGGGGGUUCUGGUCCUGAUCGACCGGGUCAAAGUUAAAUAUCAUCAUGGAAACAUCUCCAUAGUCCACUAGGGUUAUAUUCUGUGAGGAGUUCUGGAGGAACGUGUGGAACAAACUCACAGGAAAUUCCAAAAAGAGUGUUGAUCUCCAUCGAUGUGUGAUUAUUGAUCUGAGGGACAUCAGGAGGUCCAGACGGGAUCAAUAUUCUGUUACGUCCACGUGUCCUGGUGAAGUUUCACCAUCAAAACUCUUCAUGAUCUGUGAGGAAUAUUAUGGGAUGGCCUCGGAAUACAGAGGUGAACCUUUUGAGCGAAUCUUCUUGAAUUUGUUGAGAUUAACGAACAUCUGGUGGAAAACGUCCAAAAUGAAUGUGAUUCUUCAGGUCUGUGGACUACUGGGAGACCUUCAGGUCCCGUUGGAGAACUCUCAGAAGGACUAUGAGUUUCUUCAUGUCCACAUACGCUGGAUUCUUUAAGAUGUAAAAUUACUCAAGUGUAUUUUAUUGAACCCAUUGUGAGGUAUCUAGUACUGUUUUUAAACCUUAAAGUGAAUCAUUUAUACAAUCAAACACUAGCCGGUCCAGAACCGGUGGUCCGUCUGGAGUAAUGUCACUUUCUGAACAGAACCACUGCAGAUUUAAGCUGAUUUCACAGUUAAAAAGCAGUUUUUAACAAGUUCCUGAUCCUGGACUGUUGGAUCUGGUUCAGGUUUGAGGACGAGGAGAGACAUAUUGAAUUGUAGAAGUGAUGGUUUUGUAUUUUAGCACUUUUUGUACUUUCUGAUAUUUGAUCAUGUUUAAAGUAGAUACCAAUGUUUUUAUACUGACGACAUUUUGUAAAGAAAAAAGAAAAAGAACAAAAGCAGAUUUGUCUUGUAUUUCAAAAUGUCUCUGAGACCAAAGAGGACCAGUUAUCAGAGUCACCAGACCUGUUUAGAUCUCUAGACCAGGUCUGGAACCAGGAGGCUCCUGAACCAUCAGAGCCAUCGAUUCUUAUUAAGAACUUAUUAUUGUCAGCUGUCUCUGUCAGCCAAUCACAAUAAAGAUGAACCGUCCAGCCAA